AUGAAUCUGAAAAUCAUAUCAUGGAAUGUUAGGGGCCUCAAUGAUAAAGGGAAAAGGAACAUCAUCAAGUCAUUGAUCCAGGAGUGGAGAGCAGACAUCUAUUGCUUCCAAGAAACUAAAUUGGAAGGUAAUGUCUACAUGUUUGUUAAAGAAAUAUGGGGGAAUAGAUGGGAGUUUACUUGGCACAUCACUGGGGUUUAUGGCUCAAAUGAUAGAAUCGAGAGACAAGGAUUGUGGUGGGAGCUGGCUGCUAAUAGAGGAGCUUACACAGGGCCAUGGGUGAUAUGUGGUGACUUUAACAUCACUAGAUAUGCUGCAGAAAGAAGAAAUUGCACCAGGCGCAAUAGAGCAAUGAUCGAAUUCUCGGACCUAAUAAAUGAACUAGAACUAAUUGAUCUUCCUUUGGAGGGAGGAAUCUACACUUGGUAUAAGGGGAUCAAUCAUUUGGUUGCGUCAAGAUUAGAUAGGUUUCUAGUUUCCACCGAAUGGGAUGAGGAAUUCAGGCCUGAUUAUAUUUUAGCAACCAAACUAAAGCUAUUGAAGGCCAAAUUGAAGGAGUGGAGUUCAAGUAACUAUGGCAACCUGGGAGCGAAAAAGUCUGCACUUUUAGAACAACUGCUACAAUUUGAUAGGAUCCUGGAACAAAGAAAUCUCACAGAUGAUGAACUGAUUACCAAAGCCAAUGUAGAAAUAAUGAAGUUCCAUGAAAUCGCUAAAUAUGAAGAAACAACAUGGAGACAAAGAUCCAGAGUUCUUUGGUUAAAACAGGGAGACAAGAACACCAAGUUCUUCCAUAGAAUGGCAAAUGCUCACAGAAGAUUCAAUACUCUGGACAAGCUGGAAAUUAAUGGAGAGCAAAUAACUGACUCAGAGGUCAUUAUAAAAGAGAUCGUAGAGUUUUACAUAUGUUGA
Molecule: messenger RNA, 912 nt
Organism: Nicotiana attenuata
Lineage: Eukaryota; Viridiplantae; Streptophyta; Magnoliopsida; Solanales; Solanaceae
Exons: 3
Coding region: 1-912 (303 amino acids)
Biological process (GO): base-excision repair
Cellular component (GO): nucleus
Molecular function (GO): phosphoric diester hydrolase activity; DNA-(apurinic or apyrimidinic site) endonuclease activity; double-stranded DNA 3'-5' DNA exonuclease activity
Source: RefSeq, a predicted model, not a curated record